AUGGCUGACAUGGUUGUAGAGCUUAUCCCCGCACCUGGCCUCUCUGUGUCUCAGACAGGAUGCCCCCCAAAGAAGCGGAACCUGUAUGAGAAGUCCAUGCAGCCUUGUGUGGCAGAGUUUGUUGGCACUCUGUUCUUUGUUUUUGUUGGCUGUGUGUCUGUCAUUGAAAAUGUGGAAGCUGGUGGACGGCUGCAGCCGGCUCUGGUCCAUGGAUUGGCUGUUGCAGUCUUGGUGGGAGUGUUUGCGGAAAUCAGUGGUGCACACUUUAACCCCGUGGUAACCCUAGCUGUCUACUUGGUUGGUGGCCUGGAUGUUGUCAUGGUGUUCCCAUAUGUCCUGUUCCAGAUGCUGGGAGGGCUGAUGGGUGCUGCAUUGUCUAAGGCCUUAACCUCAAAGAAGCACUUCACGAAAGCCUCAGGCGCUGCCUUCUCGGUGGUCCAGGUGAAUGAGCAGGUCGCUGGGGCCCUGCUGUGUGAGAUCCUCAUGACCUGCUUUCUGGUGAUAGUGGUGUGCCUGGGAGCAGUCAAUGAGAAGAGCCGGAGUCCACUGAUUUCCUUUUUGGUUGGCUGCACCGUCAUUGUGAACAUCUUAGCAGGAGCUGACCUAUCUGGCGUAUGCAUGAACCCAGCUAGGGCAUUUGGGCCUGCAGUCGUUAGCGGCUACUGGAACUAUCAGUGGAUCUACUGGGUGGGCCCGAUAGCUGGAGCUCUUGUUGCUGCCGCUGUGCUCAGGCUGCUCUUAGGAGACAAGAAGACCCGUCUCUACAUGAAGUGAGGUCAUUACAUCAGAGAGUUGCCACUUACUCUUCCUUAGCCAUCGGAAUGCAGAAAAAAGUGAUCUUUGAAGGCCACAUCAGCUCUCCUGCACCAGUGCCAUCCUCUUAGCCAUCACACACCUGGUCAAACUAACAGAAACGAGGGCAAUGAUUACAUGAAACAACACCUAAAACUAACCAGUGUGAAACAUAAAGGGUGCUGGGAGAGAUAUCCACACCAAGACUCACUUUCUGAGCACAAAAACAUGGUGAAGUCUGGCCAUGAAUCUGAUCUUUUUUGUUCUUCCAUGGGGGCAGCCUUUUCAUGCUAGGCAGGACUGACCUUAGGUGCCCUUUUGUUAUCUUGUGUCCUCACUGACUUCAUGGGUUUGUUGUGCCAUACCUGAGGGUGAAGACACACUUUAUUCAGAAUGUAAGCUGCAUGUGCUUACUAGCACUGAACUGACCAGUUGCCUCACUAUACUCGGGGUACACAUAGACCGUAAGUGUAGGCAUUCAGCCAAAAACUCUUCAACAUGUGGACUGAACCUUAGUGACUGGCACCUUUAGGUCUUCAGAAGUGAUUGACACCUCUAACCUUCCUUGCAGUAAACUGAUUUGACACUUUUCAGUUUUAGCAGGGCAAGUAAUACCAUGUCUUGGGCACUUUGGCUUUCUUUUUUUCGGUGAACGGAUGCUGAGGGACUGAGAGAACAGCAUCACUGGAGUAUCCAUGCCGACAUUCUCCCACUAAAGCCUUGCUGAGGUUGCCAUGGAGACAGGGCCUGAUAUGCAGCGCCCACGCAGCCAGUAGUGUUCACAAGCGGGGGCUUUGCUUCUCCCAGCCUGGGGGCCUCAGCCCACUUCAUUUCCUCUGAUCGUUCCAAUAAAAAAACAACAAAAAAAAUCUGAUCAGCUGGCUCGGAGUGUAAAGUAUGGCUCAAGGGUAUAAGGGAAGCAAGUGGCUGAAUUGGGAUAUGAAGUGUCUGUCUGCAGAACCAUCCCUGAACGGCAGAAGAAGGGGUGAUGAGGAGAGGGUGACCAGGCAGGGAAAAUCGUUUAUGUUAAAGCUUUUAGCCAAGAGCCUCACGUGUGAUAAGGGUCACACAGGUAGUCAGUACCUGAGCAGGAAUUCCAGAUGGUGACCCAUUGGGUGUAGACCCCAACUUUUUAUGAAGAAGAUCAGACCAGGCUGGAGACUGGUAUCUCAACUGGGCUUCAUUCACAAGCCAAUGCAGUAAGUUAGUUGGUGAGGCAGCUGGCAAUGCUAUGGUACAAGAUAUCACUUCUUAUUAAUGUAUUUAACGACUUUCUGGUUUGUGCAGUUUUUUGUUUUACCACAAGAGGUCACUGUAUACAGCGCAGUGGUCCGGCAGGCUUGUUGCAAAGGAAAUGGUUUGAUUGGCAGUGUUU
Molecule: messenger RNA, 2167 nt
Organism: Polypterus senegalus (gray bichir)
Lineage: Eukaryota; Metazoa; Chordata; Cladistia; Polypteriformes; Polypteridae
Product: aquaporin-8-like
Exons: 5
Coding region: 1-774 (257 amino acids)
Biological process (GO): transmembrane transport; water transport
Cellular component (GO): plasma membrane
Molecular function (GO): water channel activity
Source: RefSeq, a predicted model, not a curated record